This is a messenger RNA of Eufriesea mexicana, 1770 nucleotides long. RefSeq names its product alkylated DNA repair protein alkB homolog 8. Bases 28 to 1770 code for a protein of 580 amino acids. Gene Ontology annotation, molecular function: S-adenosylmethionine-dependent methyltransferase activity; nucleic acid binding. NCBI's taxonomy places the organism in Eukaryota, Metazoa, Arthropoda, Insecta, Hymenoptera, Apidae. The transcript is spliced from 7 exons. The record is from RefSeq and is a predicted model, not a curated record.
UUGGCACACUUAAUAUUUCUAAACAUAAUGGAAGAAAAAUUGAAUACAAAAAGUCAUCGUAAACAAAAACGAGCAUAUCAUAGACUUCUUAGGGAUAUGGGUAUUAAAUGCUGUGAUAAUCCUACACAGUAUGUAAUGAUUUGUAAUGCUGGAUUAGUGACUGGAUUCCAAAGGAACAUAUUACAAGAUAUGGUAAAUUCAUUUGUUAAUAAAUAUGAUUUAAUAAUGCCACCAAAUAAGUCAUAUUGUUUUAUUAAGCUUUAUUCAAUAGAAGAUGCUAUAUAUGUACACAAUAAAAUUCAUGCUAAUAUUAAAGUUAGCGGGCAAAAUACACCAUUAUAUGCAACAUUUACAGAAUCAGUUCCCGAUUUAAAUUAUUAUGAAUGGUCUUUAAACCUUCCUCCUGGUCUCAAAUUAAUAGAAAAUAUUAUCACUGAAGAAGAAGAAAGAAGAUUAUUAAGCACAAUUAAUUGGAAUAAUGAAGGAUCAUCUGACUUGAAGCAUAGAAAAGUUAAACAUUUUGGAUAUGAAUUUCAGUAUAACUCAAAUAAAGUAGAUCCAGAUCAACCUAUUACACCUAUACCGGAAGAUUAUCAUUUUCUAAAGAUACUAUUCAAAAAAUAUCAUGAUGUCCCAUAUGAAUAUGAUCAAUUAACGAUUAAUCAUUACUUACCUGGUCAAGGUAUUCCUCCACACAUUGAUACGCAUAGUUCAUUUGAAGACAGUAUAUUAUCAUUAUCACUGGGUUCAGCAUGCAUAAUGGAUUUUAAAAGAGAAAAUGAAAAAGUUGCUAUUUUUUUACCACCACGUUCAUUAUUAAUUAUGUCAGGAGAAGCUCGUUAUGCAUGGUCACAUGGAAUAUGCCCUAGACAUAAUGACAUAGUGAGUACUUCAACUGGAAUGACAACUCAACCACGAGGAACAAGAGUAUCGUUUACAUUCCGAAAAGUACGCACGGGUGAUUGUUACUGCAAUUUUCCUGCAUAUUGCGAUACAAAACAAAAUAAUGCCAUUACCCUUAUUGAUAAUAAAAUAGCGCCAGGAAUAGAAAAUUCUUAUGUACAUAAUGUUUAUGACAAAAUUUCAAAUCAUUUUGAUGAAACAAGACAUAAACAAUGGCCCAAUGUAUCAAAAUUUCUUGAAACUUUAAACACAGGUGAUAUUUUGUUAGAUGUAGGAUGUGGAAAUGGUAAAUAUCUUUACCAACACAAAAAUAUAUUUAAGGUUGGGUGCGAUAGAAGUUAUAAUUUAAUGAAAAUAUGUCGAAGUAAAAAUUUUGAAGUGUUUCUAUCUGACUGUUUAUAUUUACCUUACAAAGACAAUAGCUUGGAUGCAAUAAUAUGUAUAGCUGUAAUUCACCACCUUUCGACUCAUGAACGAAGAAAGCAAGCAAUUUUUGAAUUAGCAAGAAUUCUUAGACCAAAUGGAAAGUGUUUAAUUUAUGUGUGGGCAAAAGAACAAGAAAAGGAUUCUAUUCAAACAGCUUAUUUGCGAUAUGACUUAGUUAAAAAGGAAGACAAUAUUUCAUGGACACAAAAGUUAACAGAAUAUGGUGUUACAUUACCAAUACAUACAAAUCGUACAAAAUUUGUUUCUAAUGACCUGCUUGUUCCUUGGAAAAGAAAAGGAGGAGGAAAUUUCCUUAGGUAUUAUCAUGUAUUUGAAGAAAAUGAACUAUCACAAUUAUGUUCUGAAGUGAAGAGUUUUACAAUACAGGAAGUAUAUUAUGAUCAAGGAAAUUGGUGUGUAAUUUUACAAAAAAAAGAAUAA